AUGAGGGUACAUCGAGGAAUUGCGAAAACUACAAGAACUCUGGAUGUUUGUUUGUGCAUCAUUUUCUUGUCCUCUGUUGUGACAGCAAACUCACAUGUGUAUUUCGGACGAAUUGAAGAAAACGCACCGGCUGGCACGGCGGUGACCGGGCUACUUUUGCCUGCUGUUGCCGAAUGCAUUGAAGUAAAUUUACCGACACUGAGUAAAGCUCUGCAAGGAACGGACGCGUCGGAUUUUAACCUCAUUUACCGCGAGGGAGAAGGAUUCAUUCUGAAAACCUCAAAAACUUUUGACAGGGAAUCCAAGUCGAGGUACGAGGUGACUGCGCUGCUCCCUGGCUGUUUCAGCCAUGCUGUGCCAAUCAAAAUUGACGUGCUUGAUACUAACGACAACAUACCUCAGUUCAGUAUUAUAAACAAAAGAGUAGAAGUGGACGAAUUUACUCCAAUAGGUUCCGAGAUUGCUCGUUUUAGUGCACGGGAUGGGGAUGCAGAGAGAAACGGAGAAGUCAUAUACUACACGUCCCCCAGAAACCAGUACGUACACGUAGUCCCCAAAACUGGACAGGUCCUGUUAAUUCACUCCCUUAAAGAUGUGGACAAAAUUACCGUCCCCAUUCAUGCAAGAGAUAACGGGGAUGUUGCCCUGGAGAGUCAACCUGUUAUACUUCAGGUUGAUGUGAAUCGCGCUGUCUUCUCUAAAGUUAGGAAACCAAGAGCAGUUUCGGAGGAACUGCUCUACACUGUAACAGUUUCUGAAGACGUAAAAGUUGGAGACGUGAUCUUCACGGUGCCUGAUCAGAAGUUCGAAAAGAAAUGGUUCGAGAUUGUUUCGGAAGCAGACAGCCCAGUCCAAAUAGAAAGGGAAUCGGGUCGUCUGUAUCUAGCCCACAGACUGAGGUCUACCGCGGAGGUGGUUGUUAAAAUCCAUAAUCUGAGAGGUGAUGAGUGGUACCUGUGUAGGUUGACUCUGACCAUUCCCGGCCUGUCUAACCUUCAGUGGGCCAUGUUUCCAUACCCUUACCUGGCCGCAGUGGGUCCAGAUGCUACCCCAGGGUCCAUCGUCUACAAGCUCGUGGCACACAGAGGAGAUAGUUCUGUAGGAUCAAUCCAGUUCCUACUGGUGGAUGGGGGUGAGGAAUCGUUUGAGGUGGACAGAAACUCUGGGGAGAUCAGGACCACUGGGCGACCUCUUACUCCCAGUAGGGAGUACAUCCUGACUGUGCAGGCAGUGGACCAGCAAGGCAGAAAGGGUCCUCAUGCCUCAGUGUCGGUCCUGGCUGGCUUCCGCCCACCUCAGUUCACCAAUGCCUCGUACACUGUAGAGGUUCCAGAAAGCACAGCAGUUGGUCAAGCCGUGGCAGUGGUCCAGGCUAUCUCCUUCCAAAGAAAGAGUCUUUCUUACAUGCUCCUGGUGAAUCCAAGCAACCUGUUCAGCAUUAACCAGGAGAGUGGAGCUCUUAGUCUAACCAGAGCAGUGGACUAUGAAAGCGGACACCAUCUUCACCAUUUACAAGUGCGGGCGUCGGAGCCAGACACUGGGCUCAGCAGCAUAGUGGAGGUAGUGGUGCACAUAACAGAUGAGAACGACUGCACGCCUGAGUUCAUGCACUCCAUCUACAGCAGGGACAACAUCCCUGAGGCCACACCACCUGGAACAUCACUCCUGCAAGUCCUGGCCAGAGACUGUGACACUGGCCUGAAUGCAGAGAUCUCCUACUUCAUCCAGAGCGCAGACUUUGAUAUCUCAGCUCAAGGGGUGGUUAGCUCCAGCCAGAGGCUGGACUAUGAGAGACCCAACCACAUGUACGAGUGUGUGGUUGUCGCAGUGGACAAGGGCACGCCCCCUCGCACCGGAACUGCCUCAAUUCGCAUCCGCAUGGCCAACGUCAACGAUGAGGCUCCUGUCUUUUCUCAGUCUGUCUAUAAGACCUUCUUGUCAGAGGAUGCUGGUCCUGAAACGCUGGUGGCCAUCGUUCAUGCCAAAGAUCCGGACGGAGACGGAGUGACGUACGCCAUCACCGGGGGCAACGAGGAUAGCAACUUUGAGCUGGACAACCAGAAGGGCAUCAUUAAACUGCGCCGCAGUCCUCCUCCAAAACUACGAGGCCCGCAGUACAUCCUAAACAUCACGGCGACUGAUGACAACGCAGCCGGCGGGCCACUCCCCCUCAGCAGUUCCGCCCAGGUUAUUGUGGGGAUCAAUGACAUCAACAACAACAAGCCUGUAUUUGAGGAGUGCCAUAAUUAUAGCAUCAAUGCCUUGGUCCCGGAGAACCAGCCACCAGGGACUUUUGUCCUACGUGUCCACGCCCACGACGCUGACAUUGGGGUCAAUGGAGAGGUCAAGUAUGGCAUCAUGCAGCGAGAUGGGGUCACACCUGGUUUCACCAUUGACUCUGACACAGGUGUGAUCAGCACAGCGGUGAGUUUCGACCGCGAGCGGCAGCGAGAAUACACGUUGUCCGUCACCGCCACAGACCUGGCCCAGGAGCCUCUCAUUGGCAUCUGUCAGAUCACCGUGCUCAUCACUGAUCAGAACGACAACGACCCCAAGUUUGAGAACAGCCGCUACCAAUACUUUCUACGAGAAGACACACCUGUGGGCACCAGCUUCCUGCGGGCAGCCGCCCAUGACGACGACCAGGGCACCAACGCAGCUAUCACCUACUCCCUGUCCCAGCAGAACCCAGCCUACUUCCACAUCAACCCCAGUACAGGCUGGAUCUACGUCAACCACCCUAUCUCUCAGACAUCCCGAAUAAGCCAGCAGAUCAUUGCCACUGAUGGAGGGAACCGGAGUAGUUCAGUGGACCUGACUGUCAUCAUCACUAAUGUUCACAACCAGCCCCCCCAGUGGGAACAGUCUGAGUACUGGGUGACCAUCCCAGAGAACACUGUGCGUGACACCAAGAUAGUGACGAUAAAGGCUACGUCCCCCCUGGGUGACCCCAGAGUGACCUAUAACCUGGAGGAGGGUCAGGUGCCAGAGACCAACAUGCCUGUGCGCUUUUAUAUUAAGCCCAACAGGAUUGAUGGUUCUGCCUCCAUCUUGGUGGCUGAACCACUGGAUUACGAGACCACUCGAUUUUUCACCCUCCGCGUGCGUGUGCAGAACGUCGCUGCCGUUCCACUGGCCUCCUUCACCACUGUUUAUGUGAAUCUCACAGAUGUGAACGACAACGUUCCCUUCUUCAUGUCUUCCACGUAUGAGGCCACCGUACCCGAGGGUGCCGAGAUUGGCACGUCGGUGGUACAGGUCUCGGCCUCUGACCUCGACUCAGGCCUCCACGGCAUGAUCAACUAUGUUAUCCUGAAGGAUGAGAGUGGGGAUUCACAGUUCUUUAGCAUCAACUCCUACACGGGGAUCAUCCACACCAGGGCCAUGUUCGACAGGGAGCAGAAAGGUUCUUACCUGAUUGAGGUCCAAUCCCAGGACAGCUCUGAGUCAGCCAGGCCCGGGCAACAGGGUCAACCCAACACAGAUACGGCCUACGUGAGGAUCUUUGUCACAGAUGUUAACGACAACGCACCAGCUUUCUCCCAGCCUGUGUAUGAAAUCAGUGUGGAGGAGGACAAGGAAGUGGGCUUUGUUGUCAUUACAGUAACAGCCAAUGAUGAGGAUGAGGGAGCCAAUGCCAAGCUGCGCUACCAGAUCACCUCAGGGAAUACUAUGGGUACAUUUGACGUGGAGCCAGAGGUUGGCACAAUAUUCAUUGCCCAGCGGCUCGACUACGAGCGGGUUCAGCGCUACGAGCUUCGGCUGGUGGCCUCGGACGGAAAAUGGGAGAAUCAAACGAUGGUGGUUAUCAACGUCAUCAACCAAAAUGAUGAGGCACCAAUCUUUACCCAGACGGAGUACCACGCCAGCGUCACGGAGGAGCUGACCGAACUCCCCGUGCUAGUACUGGAGGUAUCGGCUACAGAUCCGGAUCAGGAGGCAGACCAGAGUGCUUUGCGUUACUCUUUACAUGGGCAAGGUGCUGGGAGUGAGUUCACCAUUGAGGAACUUACUGGUCGGAUCUAUGCCCAGAAACGUCUGGAUCGAGAGGAACACUCUGCGUGGCGUUUUCUUGUACUGGCUACUGACGAGAAUGGGUCGGGUCUCACCGGCUUUGCUGACGUCCUGAUGGAAGUUCGUGACAUCAAUGACAAUGCUCCCGUGUUCUUGUGCUCUUCAGACAGCUGUUUUGUGGGUCACGUGCCUGAAAACUCUCCAGCAGACACGUCCAUCAUGGAGAUGCGUGCCACUGACUUGGAUGACCCAAAAGCGGGCAAGAAUGCUGUUCUGACCUACCGUAUAGUGCAGAACGUCCGUAAUGAGAUAAACCUGAACCUGUUCUCCAUCAAUCCAGCAACAGGAACAAUCUACACUGUACUACGCUCUCUAGACCGGGAACUGGAGGACCGUUACUUUGUGGUAGUUGAGGCCAGGGAUGGAGGAGGGCUCUCAGGUACUGGAACGGCAACCAUAGUGGUGUCGGAUGUCAAUGAUCACACCCCAGUGUUCACACAGAGGGUCUACGUGGCCUCUAUGGCAGAGGACUUGGACAUCAACAGUGAAGUGUUGGCUGUAGCUGCCACAGAUGGAGAUGAAGGUGAAAAUGCUGCCAUGACCUUCAGUAUCAUUGGUGGAGACGAGGACCGCAAGUUCUUCAUCGAAACAGACAAAGUGAACCGCCGUGGUGUGCUUCGACUGAAGAAAAAGAUCGAUUUUGAGAAGCCCCAUGAACGUAUCUUCAAUCUAACUGUCAAAGUGGAGGAUGCAGACUUCUUCAGCCUGGCCUACUGCGUCAUCCAGGUGGAGGACUCAAAUGACCAUGCUCCUGUCUUCUUUCCACAGUUUUAUGAGGCAGGAUCCAUGUUUGAAGAUGUACCAGUUGGAACCAUCGUAGCCCAGGUUACCGCUAUGGAUCUGGACUCCGGUCAGAAUGGAAAGUUCUCCUAUAGUAUAGCCCCAGAGUCUGACCCCUACCAGCAAUUCCUGGUGGAUAAAAGUGGCUGGGUAGUUGUUGCUGACUCUCUGGAUCGAGAGAAGAUUUCUCAACACAGGCUGAUGAUCCUUGCCACAGAUAUGGGCAACCCACCUCUCACUGGUACUGCCAUUGUGCUAGUAACCAUACAGGAUGUGAAUGACAAUGGACCAGAAUUUGAAGCUCCGUACCAUCCCAUUGUAUGGGAAAAUGCAGCAGCCCCUCAGGUUGUCCAUAUGAAUGAUACUUCCAUUCUGCUGCAUGCCAUAGACAGAGACACCUCACCCAAUGGAGCACCAUUCUCCAUUAGGCUGCUCAUGCUGACCUCAGAUGUGACAAACUUCAACCUGACUGACCUAAAGAAUGGUAGUGCCAUGGUUACUGCUCUUCGCACCUUUGACCGGGAGCAACAGAAGCAGUACUUGCUGCCAAUUCUAUUGAUUGAUAGUGGCUCUCCCCCAAUGAGCUCCACAAGUACACUGACUGUUAUCAUUGGAGAUAGAAAUGACCAUCCCCAUACACCAGGCCACACAGAGUUCAUUUUGUACAGCUAUGAAGGUACACUUCCAACCACUGUACUUGGACAGGUUCAAUCCCCUGACCUUGACGACUGGAGCGAAAAGAUUUACAAGUUUGAGGGCAAACCCCCCAGACAGUUCAGUCUUAACCAAAACUCUGGUCAGUUGAGCAUCAAGGAAGGCACUCCACUGGGCACAUACAGUUUGCAAGUUCAAGUGACGGACAAGACCUGGCCAGACGUCACCUCGACUGUGGAAGUGACAGUCAUGGACCUGAAGGAGGAGGCUCUUCAGAAUGCAGGAUCUGUGAGGCUGUCCAACCUAUCGGUGGAGGACUUUUUCUUGGUACCAGCAGGUCAGGAAAGCAAAUAUGCUCGGUUCAGGCAACUGCUGGCUGACAUCCUACAAACUGAGCUUGAGAAGGUGCAUGUGUUCAGCGUGGCCAAUAGCAGCCAACCAUCAUCACACCACAUCAGCGUGUGGUUCGCCGCCCAUGGUUCGCCAUACUACAAAGCUGAGAAACUCAACGGCAAUGUGGCCACUCACAAGGCCAAGUUGGAGUCAGCCCUGGGUGUGACCAUCUCUCAAGUGGGGGUCGAUGAGUGUGCCUAUACGGACUGUAGCCAGACAGGGGGCUGCUCCACCCGGGUGGUGUUUGGUGACACCCCUACCGUUCUUAACAGUGGGAACACCUCCCUGGUGUCUGUCUCGGCCUCCUCCAUAGCCCAGUGUGGCUGCUUGGCCCGUGAGCGCCAGCAUUUGUCCUGUUCGUCAUACUCUCACAGCCCCUGCCUGAACGGAGGGACCUGUGUGGACAGCGCGCUAGGCUACAGGUGUAAGUGCCCACCUAUGUUUGACGGACCUACAUGCCAGCAGACCAAACACAGUUUCCAGGGCCAUGGCUAUGCCUGGUUUCCUCCCAUAAAGCCAUGCUUUCAAAGCCAUAUCUCUUUGGAGUUCAUCACAGAGUUGGCUAAUGGACUCCUUCUCUACAACGGCCCUCUGGGAGUACCACAACCCGGAGAUCGAGAAGAUUUCAUUGCACUGGAGCUGAAGAAUGGCGUCCCAUCGCUCAGCGUGAAUCACGGCUCAGGCACACUCACACUUCAACUCCCCUCCCGAGCCACCGUUACCGACCGCCGCUGGCACCACAUCGACAUCAUCAGCGACGGCAAGAUGGUGCAGAUGAUUCUGGACCACUGUUCUGGGGCUAUGGUGAACGAGGUGGAAGGUCUGGGGGUGGAGGUUCCAGAGACAGAUCAGUCGGUGUGCAAAGCGUCCGGAGAGACUCCAGGCAGCGAGAGGUUUUUGGAUGUGAACCAGCCUUUGCAGCUGGGUGGAGUGAAAGGGACGCAUCCACUUCGGCGAACGCACACACACUACAAGGGCUUUGUGGGUUGUCUCAGGAACCUGGUGGUGGACAGUCAGGUGUAUGACCUGGGCAGCCCAGCGGAGAGCGAGAACAGUACCCCUGGGUGCAGCCUGACCGAUGGGGUGUGUCUAACUGCUGGGGGACCCUCCUGUGGGGUCCAUGGAAAAUGCCUGGGGGAAUGGGGCUCUUUCAGCUGUGACUGCCACCCUGGGUACAGCGGACACAAGUGCGAAAACGUCCAGCCUGAGUGGUCCUUUGAGAAGGAUAGUAUGCUGCGAUACCAGCUGAGAGGAGGUGGAAGUCCCCGUCGGACCUAUGCCCAGCUCCUCCUCAGAACACGCACCUCCUCCAGCAGCCUGCUUAGCAUGACCUCCCGCGACUCCAAUGAAUACAUCAUACUAGAGGUAGUAGAUGGGUACCUGAGUGUGCGUGCCAAUCUGGGUGACGGUGCUCACUCUCUGAAGCUUCCAAGCCAUCGUGUGGACCAUGGUCAGUGGGUCCUCGUCAGCUUACGUCGUAACGACAACCUUUUCACUCUGCGAUUAGAGCAGGGCGGCGGGUCACGAGAGGUCACUGGGGCACUAGGUCACAAGAGGGAGAUAGUGGUACACCCCUCCAGUGUGCUGCUGGGAAACAGUGUGUCUCACAGUGCAAAUGGAGACUUCCAAGGUUGCAUGCGGGAUGUGCGGCUAAAUGGUCACUCUCUGCCACUGGAUGGCCAGAGCACUGAGUUCAGCACGGUGCUGGAACGGCGUGGCGUGCAGGCCGGAUGCCACUCUGAUGCCUGCAGCAGCAAGCCCUGUAUGAGCCCUUUCUUCUGCGUGGAUCUGUGGAGGAAACACGAGUGUCGGUGUCCGGCUGGCCAGGUGGCGGUGACGGAUGAGGAUUCUGGGCUCCAGCGAUGUGCCCCAUCGCCAUGCCGACAUUCAACCUGUCGCAAUGGGGGCACCUGCGUGGCACAGUCCACCAAGAGCUACCAGUGCCGCUGUGCCUCGGGUUUCAAAGGGCAAUGGUGCGAAAUCGGGCAGGUCAAAGCCCUCCGCCUGGCCGCCCUCAGUCCCAGCUCCAUCCUCGCCAUCAGCAUGUGCCUGCUCGUCUUCUUUGCCGUGCUAGUGGCAGUGACGGUGUGGAAUCAGAAGGGCAGUCGCAAUAAGUUUCGGAAGAGAGGGGUUUACCACAUUCCAGCCGAACACGAGAGCUGGGAGGACAUUAGAGAGAACAUCCUCAACUACAACGAGGAAGGUGGUGGAGAGCAGGACCAGAAUGCCUAUGACAUCACAGAGCUGAAAAGACCACUGUGCUCCAGUUUGUCUCAGUCUUCGUCCUGUACCACCGCCCCCUUAAUCAAGUCCUCGCAGGGAUCGCAGGAGGAGGUGCACCCAGGCUGCCCUCUAGUGGUCGGAGGCGCACACGCCUACCACCACAACCCAGGCUGCACGGCCCACUGCGCUGUGGACUUCAAAAGCUACGUGUCUCGGAUCAUCUGGGAAGCAGACAACGACAGCUUGGCAUUCCCCAUGGACACUUACCACGUGUACUGCAUCGAAGGCACGGGAUCGUCUGCCGGAAGCCUCAGCUCCCUGGGUUCGGCCAUCCCAGAGGACAACUUCAGUUAUGACUCCCUUCGCCGUUGGGGAUCCAAAUUCGAGGGCCUGAGCGAGUUAUAUCGCAGGCCAGACCUGAGCCUCACCUAUAUGGAAGCAGUACAGAGCCAAAGCCAGAAUCAGAACCAACUAUAA
Molecule: messenger RNA, 8601 nt
Organism: Chanos chanos (milkfish)
Lineage: Eukaryota; Metazoa; Chordata; Actinopteri; Gonorynchiformes; Chanidae
Product: neural-cadherin
Exons: 33
Coding region: 1-8601 (2866 amino acids)
Biological process (GO): homophilic cell-cell adhesion
Cellular component (GO): plasma membrane; cell-cell junction
Molecular function (GO): calcium ion binding
Source: RefSeq, a predicted model, not a curated record